UUCGGAAAAACAGAAGCAUCUUCGAGCUCCACUACUAAGAUUCAUAUUGACCUUGAUAUAGCUCAGGUGGUGGCGGACUAUCUCUCCAGAUACAAAUGGGAAUCUCCAAGGCUUCAACAGCACCUCCCUAAGGUUAUACGCUUAUCCCCGGUUCAAGCAGCAGGAAAAAUUUACAACCUAGAUGAAAUAUCUGCAAUGCCUGUCUCAGCCUUUCAGCAAGGAGCAACUUACACUGCAAUUGCAAAGAUAACUUCCGUACUAUCGUUAGUUAAAUGGUACUACAUAGCAUGCCAUCGCUGUGAUAAAGGGUACAACUAUAACACCGAGUCCCAAACAUGUGCAUGCGAAGUCUCAUUCCCCAAACCAAUGUAUAAACUCCAUGUGACAAUUACAGAUAAAUCAGGGAGUUUAGAUGCUAUGGCAUUUUCUUUUGUUGCUGAAGACUUGGUAGAGCUUGAUGCAGCCCAUGCCUCUCAGAACAUGAAGAUAGACUCAUUUGAUCAUCCAACAGCUCUUAAUAAUGCCAUUGGAAAAAGAAGACUCUUUACUGUGGGGAUGAAUAUGAAUUCAUCUUCUAAAUUCCCUAUCAGCUAUGUUCUGAAAAGGAGUUUCCCAAUUGAUAGCACUAUGGAAAAGCCUAUGCUGACAUGUGAAGAGCCUUCCAAGAAAAAAGAUCUAUUACAACUUCCAGCACCGACAACAUAUACGAGCAGCUCAAGCACACCUGUCAAAGAUACAACAGUAAACAAAGACAGUACACCUACUGAAGAUUUUGCAGCUGAUAUAUCCACAAAAAAGAACAGCAUCAUGGCCACAAAAAGAAGCAUCGAUUUCAGUGAAGACUCCGUCGACAAAACUAUGAGUACCAACAAACCUGAUCCUCCUGUUGUCAAACAUCAGAAAGAAGAGACGAGGUGGCUCAAGAAUCUACGUAAUACACAUGGUGCAAACUAUUCCCAUUGCUAAAAACAAGGUCAACUCAUAAUAUGCGACAUGCAGCCUCCACAUGCUUCCAAAUAAUCAAACUCGCUCCUUACUAUUUCCUCAAUCCUGAGCUAUCUUAAUUUCCGUUGUCAAGACUGCUAAAUCUAAAGGCUUUUAUGCUUCCAAAUAAUCAGACAACUUGAAUAUUAUAUAUUUGUUUAUAAUUAUCUAUCUUGAUUUAAUUUUGUUCUGAAGUCUACGUCACAUCUUUCGUAUACACCGUUAUAUAUCAGAAUAUAUGUCCUGUAAUACACAAAUCGAUAUGCAUGUUUAAUAAAACCAUAUCUUGAAAUUCGAACAAAUGUGUCUUUAC
Messenger RNA from Oryza brachyantha (malo sina), 1297 nucleotides. RefSeq lists its product as uncharacterized. Lineage: Eukaryota; Viridiplantae; Streptophyta; Magnoliopsida; Poales; Poaceae. The coding region runs from base 196 to 966 and encodes 256 amino acids. The transcript has 11 exons. The record is from RefSeq and is a predicted model, not a curated record.